Messenger RNA from Pestalotiopsis fici W106-1, 339 nucleotides. RefSeq lists its product as uncharacterized. The record is from RefSeq and is a predicted model, not a curated record. Bases 1 to 339 code for a protein of 112 amino acids. The transcript has 2 exons. Lineage: Eukaryota; Fungi; Ascomycota; Sordariomycetes; Amphisphaeriales; Sporocadaceae.
AUGGGUAUAUUGGUGAUGCCAAUGCUGACUCCAGACCAAGCUGCAUCGGAAGAGAUCCUUCUUGCAGCGAUCAUGGCCAGCAAGUGCGCAGAUAUCGUGACUGUCUGCAAACUUCUGCUCGAUAUUUUACUUAAGCCCCUUGGCUUAUGUAUCGAGGGAAUAUGCGUCGUCCCUCGCAACGUCCACAGAUCAGUGUGUACCGUCGAGGGCAAGGACAGAGACAUGGAAAAACACAUUGCUGUCGGCUCGCAUAAUCUACUCCGUGUGACGCUCCCGGAUGGCGAACAAAUGGCCGUCGACUUUUCAAGUCCUCACAUGGGAUGGCACGAGAGACCCUAG